Nicrophorus vespilloides is the source of this 1823-nucleotide messenger RNA. RefSeq lists its product as uncharacterized. Gene Ontology annotation, biological process: ubiquitin-dependent protein catabolic process. The coding region runs from base 59 to 1642 and encodes 527 amino acids. The record is from RefSeq and is a predicted model, not a curated record. Gene Ontology annotation, molecular function: polyubiquitin modification-dependent protein binding. NCBI's taxonomy places the organism in Eukaryota, Metazoa, Arthropoda, Insecta, Coleoptera, Silphidae. The transcript is spliced from 2 exons. Gene Ontology annotation, cellular component: cytosol.
AGUACCAAAUUAUUCUGCAGACUCAUUUCAACAACGUCGGGUGUUUAAUAUCUCUAAGAUGAUGCUGUGUAGCACAGAUAAAGACAUCUGCGCUAAUAAACCCAAAAAUCAGUUAGAAUUAAAAGUAAAAUGUUACAAGACAGUAAUUGUGCUCAGCCUAGAAGAUAAUGUGACUAUUCGCAAAAUAAAAGUAUACCUAGGCUUGAAGAUCAAGGCGAAUGUGAAAUUGAUAUCAUUGAUGCAUAAAGGCACAAUGCUGCAGGACGAAAAGUGUCUGGCUGACUACCCGAUCGAGAAUAAAGCUGUGAUACAUGCGGAAGUUUUGAAGAAGGACAAGAGUAAAACCAACAGCGAUGACGACCUCGAUUCCUCAUCGAUUCGAUCCUUGUGGAAUAAUGAUUGUAAAAACGGCAGCGAGAUUAAAAAGAACUUUAUUUCUAGGAAGGAAAAGCCUGCGACGAUGGACGAGUUCUUUGGAAAUCCGAAGCGCGUCAUUAAUUACUUUGAAAACGUACCCUUGUACUCAUCGAAGUUAAAGUCUGAUAAAAUAUUUCACGAUUACGUUUACAACAGGCAAGACUUGCUGCGCGAAGCGUUCACGUUGAGCAAUUACAUGAACUUCAAGUUACCAAACAUCGAGGAAAUGAAGAAAAAAAUAGAAGCCAACAACGCAACUCAGUUGGAAGAAAUUACAAAAAAAAUGAACGGAAUCGGGAAAAACAUUAGGGAUGCUGCGAAUGAUGGGUCUGAAAGAAUUUAUAAACAGAAAGAGGAGAUUUGCGACGAUAAAGCUGCGGAAGAAUGUUAUAAUCGUUUAAGCAAUGAGCAGAAAAAAAAUAUUAGCGAACUAAUGACACGCAUCACCAAUGAUCCGGUCUACAAGAGUUUCAUGAAAAUGAACGAAGCCAAAAUCAACGAUUUAAUUCAGAAAACCAAUAGCAGGCAACACAAGAAGGCCGUCCGAAGGCUGCACAAAACGAAGACCGUCGAUCCCGAUUUCGAAUUGUUUAAAGACAUAUACAAGAGUCUCGAGGACGAGGAAUAUCCAAUUCCAAAUAACGAAAAUAAAAACGAGUUUUCUUCUUGGAAUAUAGCAAUAAGCAUGAGCGCGCGUCUAAUGAAAAUGUGGAAAUUGUUACCGAACAAAGAACUGUUUAAUACACUCAAUCAGAAUAAUUUUUUCAGGGACACCGUGAUUCACGGCCCGCGCAGAUUGUACGUGAUGAAAUGCAUUGCGGAAAAUCCAUCAAAGAUAAGCAAGAUCCUGAGCACCAGUGCGUUGCUCAAAAGAAAUCCGUACGUGAGGGAAAUGAUCCUGAAGGAUGUGCCACGCAACUUACAGAGCAUAUACGAUCCUGCCUUCAAGAAAUUCAUUAACAAUCCGUACGUUCUGAACACGCUACUGUUCGGCUUCGAGUACUGCGAGAACGAGGAAUCAGAGGAAUCGUACGACAUCUUCAUUCCGGUGGAAACUGCGGAGGAAAUGAAAAUGUACGAACUGGUGUACAACGACCAAUUGGCAAUAUUAGACACGAUGGAUUUCGUGAAUCGCGAUGCUAAUUUGCGGGCGCUCAUCUCAUCUUCGGGUAAUAUUGAGAAAGCCAAGGAAAUCCUUCUGGGAGUUGACAAGUUGGGAUUUUAAUUUUAGAGGAUCAUUGACCACGACAACUUUUUAAUGCAUUUAAUAUUUUCGUACGUUAAUUUUAAACGAUGUUCUCUGAUCAAACUAUAUAUUUUUAACAUGUGUAUUAGUGUAAUUGAGCUAAUUGUAUGUGUAGUUUACAUACAAUAUAGAGUGCCAAUAGAUGUUGCAGUACAAAUAA